This is a messenger RNA of Penicillium expansum, 723 nucleotides long. RefSeq names its product NPP1 family protein. The transcript has 4 exons. Lineage: Eukaryota; Fungi; Ascomycota; Eurotiomycetes; Eurotiales; Aspergillaceae. The coding region runs from base 1 to 723 and encodes 240 amino acids. The record is from RefSeq and is a predicted model, not a curated record.
AUGCUUCCUCAACUAAUUACUGCGCUGACUGCUCUCGCUGUGCUGCCUGUGACAGCUAGCCCGCUUGAGUUGUCGCGCCGCGGAACAGUUGCUUCCAGCGCUCUCGUCGGACUUCCUCAAGCAGUUCCUGCCGGUGCCACUGGCGACCGCUAUUUGGCAUACCAGCCAAAGCUCAAGGUUGUCAAUGGCUGCGUACCUUUCCCAGCCGUAGAUGCAAACGGAAACACGAAUGCCGGUCUCAAGCCAUCAGGAAGUUCCAACGGCGGAUGCAGUUCGAGCACUGGGCAAGUCUACGUGCGAAGCGGUACUUCGGGCGGCAAGAAUGCCCUGAUGUAUUCCUGGUAUUUCCCCAAGGAUGAGCCUUCAACUGGUAUCGGCCAUCGCCACGAUUGGGAGGGUGUUAUCAUCUGGCUAUCCGACGCCACAAGUACCGCUGCCUCAAGCAUCGUGGCCGUUUGUCCUUCGGCACAUGGUGGCUGGGAUUGCACUACAGACAAAUUUACACUUGAUGGAACCUCAUCUCUGAUCAAGUAUGAGUCUGUUUGGCCCUUGGAUCAUUCUUGCGGCCUGACUACUGCCGUGGGCGGCACACAGCCGUUGGUUGCCUGGGAGUCAAUGACAACUGUCGAGCAAACUGCUUUGGAUACAACCGACUUUGGAGCUGGAAAUGUUCCUUUCAACGAGAACAACUUUGCUAACAACCUAGCAAAGGCAACCUACUGA